Molecule: messenger RNA, 636 nt
Organism: Echinostoma caproni
Lineage: Eukaryota; Metazoa; Platyhelminthes; Trematoda; Plagiorchiida; Echinostomatidae
Source: the annotation of a GenBank genome assembly
UAUCGUGAGAAAGCUCGACGUCUACGACUGAAUACAAGAACAGACGGACAUUCAGAUGAGAAUCCGCUUAACUCGUUUGAGACCAGCGAUCCUGCGAAAGAGUCGGAGCCCGCGAGAACCGUGAAAGAUAUAGAUCCGGGCCAACUAACCGGUACAUCUACGUAUAAUCUGCGUCGUAAAACUGUGUCACAUCCGACGACGACAACGGCAGCAGCACUUCCGGAACGGUCCUCUGUGCUACCCACUGUCCCUGAACAGACCGGUGACGUGCAACGUCUCCACUUUGAUGAUGUACGUAACCCCCCUCGCGGUGUUGCUGGUGUUAAGAUUGCGCUAAGUAUCAAGGCCGAGCGUUCGACUGGAUCCCGGGCAGCAGCCGACUUUGCGCUGUACUUCUGGAUGGUUCAGUACGGAUUAACAGCUACAGAACGAAGCAUCGAUACCUAUUCGUCGUAUUCGUUGAGACGUACAGCGCACAGUCGAGCACUGACUAGAAUCCAGUCAAGAAGCGAGCACUCCGCCUUGACAAUUAGCGCAAUCCCAACACCAGCAACACUGCGAGCUUCGAAUGCCGAGUCGCCUGACACACGAAGGGUGAAGCGUGAGGUUGAGGUUGGAUCAGGAGAACGCAGGUAG